Messenger RNA from Ochotona curzoniae (black-lipped pika), 4320 nucleotides. RefSeq names its product myomesin 3 (gene MYOM3). NCBI's taxonomy places the organism in Eukaryota, Metazoa, Chordata, Mammalia, Lagomorpha, Ochotonidae. Gene Ontology annotation, molecular function: protein binding. The coding region runs from base 1 to 4320 and encodes 1439 amino acids. The transcript is spliced from 36 exons. The record is from RefSeq and is a predicted model, not a curated record.
AUGACCCUACCGCACAACCCCGCCAGUGGUGGGGAGGCCCGGCCCCCCCAAGUCGUGGAGGUGCACAAACGGGAGCAUCGGCAGGAGGAGGAGCAGAAGGAGGAACGGCAGCACAGCCUGCACAUGGGCUCCUCCGUGCGAAGACACACCUUCCGCAGCAGGGAGGAAGAGCCUGAGUUCAGCCCUGCGGACUAUGCCCUGGCAGCAGCCCUGGCCCUGACAGCAACCAAGGAGGUGUCUUGGGAAGCCCAGCUGCGGCGCCAGGCCUCAACUGUAGAGCUGGAGGAGCGUGGGCAGAAGCGUGUGGGCUUCGGCAAUGACUGGGAGAAGACGGAUAUCGCCGUCCUGAAUACACACCAGCUGCUGCGCCAGAGGCAGGACCGCCAUGCGCUGUGGCGGCGGACAGAGGAGAAGAUCCGUGAGGCCCGGGAGCUGCGGGAGUUGUGUGCCGGCCGCGGGCCCUGGUUCUGGAUCCCGUUGCGCUCGCACGCCGUCUGGGAACACACCAAUGUCCUGCUCACCUGCACCAUACAGGGCUCACCUCCGCCCCAGGUCACCUGGUACAAAAACAAUGUGCAGCUUGACCCCCGCCUCUUCCCUGCUGGGAAGUACCGCAUCAGCAACAACUAUGGACUCCUGGCCCUGGAAAUUAGGAGAUGUACCACCGAGGACUCGGGCACUUACACAGUGAAGGUAAAGAAUGCCCAUGGCCAGGCCUCCUCCUUCGCCAAAGUCCUGGUUCGCACUUACCUGGGGAAGGAAGCUGGCUUUGACUCGGAGCUCUUCGGACGGUCCAUGUUUGGCCGCGAUGUGGAGUUCACGUCAGAGCUGAAACCGGUGUUUGCCCGUGAGAAGGAGCCCUUCUCCCUGGUCUGCACGCUCUCCGAGGACCUGCUGGGUGCUGAGCACAACAUCCUGUGGUUCCAAGAUGGGAGGCUGUUGAGGCCUCUGGGCCGCCGGCAGACCCUCUACGCAGACUGCCAGGCAUCACUGAAGGUGUCCUAUGCUUACAAGGAGGAUGAAGGACUCUACACGGUGCAGGUACCCUCGCCCUCCGGGCCCCGGCAACAGAGCACCUACGUGCUGGUACGAGAUGCUGCAGCUGAAAAGCCGGGAGCCCCAGGCUCACCGCUGAACGUCCAGUGCCUAUGCGUAAACAGAGACUGCCUGAUCCUGACCUGGGCCCCGCCCAGCGACACCCGCGGCAGCCCCAUCACUGGCUACUGCGUGGAGCGGUGCCAGGGUGACUCCGGAAAAUGGGUACCCUGCCACGAGACCCCUGGGGCGACCUGCCGGUGCCCAAUCCAAGGCCUCAUCGAAGGCCAGAGCUACAGGUUCCGGGUGAGAGCCAUCAACAAGGCAGGCAGCAGUGUUCCCUCCAAGGCCUCAGCAGCGGUUGUCAUGGGAGACCACGAUGCUGCCCAGAGGAAGAAAGAGAUCCUCUUCGACCUGGCAAAGAAGAUCACAAUCAGCACAGACGAGUUUGAAGAUGCUGUGACCAUCCCUGGGCCCCCCACCAAUGUCCACGCCAGUGAGAUCCGGGAAGCCUAUGCGGUCCUGGCCUGGGAGGAGCCGAGGCCCCGAGGCAAAGCCCCACUCACAUACUUCCUGGAGAAGUCGGUCCUAGGCAGUGGCACCUGGGAGGCCAUCAGCCCAGAAACGCCCGUGAAGUCUCCGAGGUUUGCCCUCCUGGACCUGGAAAAGGGGAAGACCUACGUCUUCCGUGUGCGCGCAGUGAACCAGCACGGUGUGAGCGAGCCCUCAGAGCCCAGUGAACCCAUCACCUUGAGGGGCAAGCCAGCUACGCUCCCUCCCCCAGCUCAAGUUCAAGCUCUCCGAGACACGCAGACAUCUGUCUCCCUGGUCUGGGAGCCAGUGGAUGCAGGCUCCGAGCUGCUGGGCUACUACAUUUAUGCCCGGGAGGUGGGGUCGGCGGAGUGGCAGACGGUCAACAACAAGCCCAUCCAGGACAACAGGUUCACAGUACCCGGGCUGAGGACCGGCAGGGAGUACGAGUUCUGUAUCAGGUCCGUCAGCGAGGCUGGGGUGGGUGAGAGUUCAGCCCCCACCGAGCCCAUCAGGGUCAAGCAGGCUCUGGCUACCCCAUCUGCCCCAUACGACUUUGCCCUCCUGAGCUGUGGGAAGAAUGAAAUGGUCAUCGGGUGGAAACCCCCAAAGCGUCGUGGAGGGGGCAAGAUCCUGGGCUACUUUCUGGACCAGCAUGACUCAGAGGAGCCAGACUGGCACCCGGUCAACCAGCAACCCAUCCCCAGCCGGGUGUGCAAGGUCAGUAACCUCUGUGAAGGCCACUUCUAUGAGUUCCGGGCCCGGGCGGUAAAUUGGGCAGGUGUUGGUGACCUGUCGGAGCCCAGCAGCCUGUUUGAGUGCAAAGAGUGGACGAUGCCACAGCCAGGGCCCCCCUACGACCUACGGGUGUCAGAGGUACGGGCAACCUCCCUGAUGCUGCAGUGGGAGCCCCCACUGUACACGGGUGCUGGGCCAGUCACAGGCUACCAAGUCAGCUUCCAGGAAGAAGGCUCUGAGCAGUGGAAAGUGGUCACCCCAGGUCCCGUCGUCGGUACCCACCUGAGGGUGUCCGACCUGCAGCAAGGAAAGAGUUACUUGUUCCGGGUCCAGGCUCUCAACUCAGCUGGCCUGGGGCAGCCAUCGAUGCCCACUGAUCCCAUCCUCCUAGAAGACAAGCCAGAUGCCCACGAGAUAGAGGUCGGCGUGGAUGAAGAAGGCUUCAUCUACUUGGCUUUCGAAGCUCCCGAGGCCCCUGACUCCUCCGAGUUCCAGUGGUCCAAAGACUACAAGGGCCCACCGGACCCCCAGAGGGUCAAGAUCGAGGAUGGAGUUAACAAGUCCAAGAUCAUCUUGAGGGAUCCAGGUCUCGAGGACGUGGGCACUUACUCAGUGGUAGUGACUGAUGCCGAUGGAGACAUCUCCGCAAGCCACACGCUGACCGAGGAAGAGCUGGAGAAGCUGAAGAAGCUGAGCCACGAGAUCAGAAACCCAGUGAUCAAGCUGAUCUCCGGCUGGAACGUGGAGGUCCUAGAGCAGGGACAGGUGAGGCUCUGGCUGGAAGUGGAGAAGUUGUCUCCGGCUGCAGAGCUGCACCUCAUCUUCAAUGAGAAGGAGAUCUUCAGCUCGCCGAACCGUAAAAUCAAUUUCGAGCGAGAGAAAGGCCUGGUAGAAGUGAUCAUCCAGAACCUCUCAGAAGACGACAAAGGGUCUUACACUGCCCAGCUGCAGGACGGCAAGGCCAAAAACCAGAUCACCCUGACGCUGGUGGACGACGAUUUUGAUGCACUGCUGAGGAAGGCGGAUGCUAAGCGGAGGGACUGGAAGAGGAAGCAGGGUCCCUAUUUCGAGGAACCUCUGCAAUGGAAGGUCACGGAGGACUGCCAAGUGCUGCUGACGUGCAAGACAACCAACACCAAGAAGGAAACUCGCUUCCAGUGGUUCUUCCAGAAGAGGGAGGCCCCGGCUGGACAGUACGACCCGGAGACUGGGAAAGGAGUUCUGUGCAUUGAAGAGCUGUCCCGAGAGGACAGGGGCAUUUACAGAGCUGUGGUGGCAGACGAACGAGGAGAGGAUGACACCCUCCUGGACCUCACCGGGGAAGAACUGGACACAAUCUUCACGGAGCUGGGCAGGAUCGGGGCCCUCUCUGCAACCCCCCUGAAAAUCCAGGGCACUGAGGAAGGGAUCCGGAUAUUCAGCAAGGUCAAGUACUACAAUGUGGAGUACAUGAAAACCACCUGGUUCCACAAGGACAAACGCCUGGAGAGCAGCGAGCGGGUGAGGGCCGGCACCACCCUGGAUGAGAUCUGGCUACACAUCCUCGACCCCAAGGAUUCGGACAAGGGCAAGUACACACUGGAAAUAGCUGCUGGAAAGGAAGUGCGGCAGCUCUCUACAGACCUCUCUGGGCAAGCUUUUGAUGAUGCUCUGGCUGAACACCAAAGACUGAAAGCCUUGGCCAUCAUCGAGAAGAAUCGCGCCAAAGUGGUCAGGGGCCUGCCGGAUGUGGCCACCAUCAUGGAGGAUAAGACCCUGUGCCUGACCUGCAUCGUCUCAGGGGACCCCUCCCCUGAGAUCUCCUGGCUCAAGAAUGACCAGCCUGUAGCCUUCCUGGACCGCUACCGAAUGGAGGUGAAGGGCUCAGAAGUCACCAUCACCAUCGAGAAGGUCAACAGCGAGGACAGCGGGCGCUACGGGGUCUUUGUCAAGAACAAGUAUGGCUCCGAGACGGGCCAGGUCACCAUCAGCGUGUUCAAACACGGGGAUGAACCCAAGGAGCUGAAGAAAAUGUGA